UUGGUUGGUAUGUCAUCAUUUCAGUUACAUCACCCACCUAUUAAAGCAAAGGGCAUCCACUAGUCUCUUCAGCUCCAACACACACAGAAGGCAGAGAAAAUGGGUGGAGCUGGAAAUGAAGAGAAAGCAGUGGUAGAGAACAGGGAAUGGUACUUGGCGGCCUACGCACCAGAAGGUGUUCCAACCUCCGAUCAUCUCAAACUCCGUACUGUCCCUCUUUCGCUCGCCGUUGAUUCCAUCCCCGACCGCCAUGUCGUCGUCCAGAACCUACUCAUCUCCGUUGACCCGUAUCAACGUACCAGACUCACUGGUCUUGACGAAGGCCUUUACUUUCCUCAGUUCAAACUAAAUGAGGCGAUAACUGCAUUUAGUGUUGGAAGGGUAAUUCGGUCAAAAGACAGUAAUUAUAAGGAGGGUGAUCUUGUCCUUAAUCCUUUCUCUCCGGUUGCUGAGCAUUAUGUGGUUCCAGCCGAGUUGCUCAUACGGAAGGUUGAUCCUUCAUCUGGGGUUCCGCUGCCAGAUUUUCUCAGUUCUCUUGGGGUACCAGGUUUUGCAGCGUGGGUGGGGAUAGAGGUGCUGGGAGACCUAAAGCCAGGGUCAAAUGUGUUUAUUUCAGCGGCGGCUGGAGCCGUCGGAAUGUAUGCCGGACAAUUGGCUAAGCUCAAAGGUUGCCGGGUCAUCGGAAGCACCGGUUCGGAUGAGAAGGUAAAGCUCAUAAAGGAGGAAUUUGGAUAUGAUGAUGCAUUUAACUACAACAAAGAAACGGAUUUAGAUGCUGCUUUAAGCAAGUAUUUCCCUGAUGGCAUCGAUGUUUAUUUGGACAAUGUUGGUGGUAAGAUGCUUGAGGCUGUCCUCAACCAUGUUAACGUGCGUGCACGGAUCCCGGUCUGUGGCAUGAUAUCUCAAUAUAAGAAGAUCUGGACAGAGAGAGAAGGGGUAAGAAAUCUUCUGAAUAUAGUAGGUAAGGAGGUAAGGAUGGAAGGGUUUUUGGUGGGAUCAUAUUUGGAUCGUUUCGGGGAUUUUACAAAGCAAAUGCAGAGCCUCAUAAUAGAAGGCAAGAUUAGUUCCAAGUUCAAAAUCUACCAUGGAAUUGAGAGUUUCUUGGAGAGCUUAGGCUCUCUCUUCACAAGCUCCAAUGUUGGAAAAGUUAUAAUUGAAGUUAAUCCAUAAUUUGAAAAUUUCUUCGUGCCCUUCUGGUUUGAAGAGCCAAAUGCUGUUGCAAUAAUAUUUGUUGGAUUUCUGAGCCAUGUCAACUGGUUUAUAUAUGUAAAGUAUAUAUAUAUAUUCUUAUUGGAAUGAUGCAGCCCUUAUUUUAUACUUUAAUUCAGUGAACAUGCACUGCUUCUAUCA
Corylus avellana is the source of this 1350-nucleotide messenger RNA. RefSeq names its product 2-alkenal reductase (NADP(+)-dependent). Gene Ontology annotation, molecular function: 2-alkenal reductase [NAD(P)H] activity. NCBI's taxonomy places the organism in Eukaryota, Viridiplantae, Streptophyta, Magnoliopsida, Fagales, Betulaceae. The record is from RefSeq and is a predicted model, not a curated record.